GCCUAGUGUUCACCCGGAUAAGAUUGAGUUUGACAUGUUGACAGAGCCGUUUAGCCGGUUAUUCGAGUUCAAGCCUGAUGACAUUUGUAGAAGCGGCCAUGUUUAUUAUUUGACUACGAUGGUGAGUGUGUGUUCGAACACAUCGACAGGAAAAAAAAAAGAACUCACUCCACCUAUCCCCUCCCCUCCGCUUCCUCCCCUUUUCGGCUUGUGUUAAUCAUAUUGAAUCUGUCUUGUUUUUCCUCCCGACUACCUACUUCAUUCUCCCUCUUUUUCACAAGUGCCACCCGUGUUGCCAUUGCACCGUUAUUCCUUGAAUUUGUUUUUAUUGUUCGAAGUUUCGAUGUGGUCAGUCGCGGAUCCUAGCGAGAGUCAUUUAUACUCAUUUGGCAGCCGGAGUGUGUUGUAUCUGAAAGAAGAGAGAAGAACAUAUUGCUACAAAGUAUAUUAUACUUACCAUCGAUCUUUAGCCGUCCGUGUUCCUGUACAGCACGGCAUCAUGCAUCAGCCGGACAAAGAAGAAGAAGAAUGGUUAGAACUGAGUACUUUUUCCUUUUCUUCGUCUGAACUACAUAGUGAAAAUGUGGCAGAAACAAGUUUUGGUGAUAUCAAACGAAAAAAACAGGGACUAAAAUCUCAAAACCAUUAUUCUCCAAAUCGAGGAAUAUUUUUAUCACAGAACAGAUCAGCAACUCCAGUGCCGUGUUCGUCAACUUCAAAUUUUAGAAAAGAGAGAAAUAAUAUUGACCAUACAUAUUUUACCCCAAGAACACCUGAACAGCAGAACAUUCCAAUUUUAGAAACUAAUCAAUCAACUAAAAGAGAUUGUAAUUUAUUGAGCAUCAGUGAAGAAACUAGGUGGGAAAAUAUGUUAGGAAAAAUCGUACGGAAAUUAGAAAACUUGGAGGUAAAAAUUGAUUGUAUUGUAGACAACGUAUGCAUCGACAGGAAUACCCAGCGGCGCGUAAGAUUUGAAUAUCAGCAAAUUAGUUCAGUGCAGAAGAUGAAGGAAUUUGACGAAAAACUUGCGGAUAUGACAUAUUUAUAUCGCACAAUAGAUUGGCUGAAGACCAUCAUUACAGAACAAGACAUAGAAAACAGAAUGCAUGAUGCAUUAGAUAUUCUAAUAGACAGGGAUUUUUUUAGCACGUGCACCUGGAGUGGUAAAGGGAAAUUAGAAAAAAAACAUGCAUUUGGAGAGUUUCACAACAUUUUAAAAAUGUUUCAACUAUUUGCUGGUAAUAAUUUUAAAAUUCCUACAGAAGAAUUUGUCAAAAAAUUUAUUCAAAAAAAACUUUCGCACGGCACGGAUAGAGCAAAAGCACAAGGUAUAAGAAAAACAAGUUGCCACAAAAGACGAAUUCAUUGAAAAUUAUUGAUAUAAUCCUGGCUUUUAUCUAAGUAAUACGUUGUUUUUUUAUUAAGCGAACCGUACCGUAUGGCAUUGCGCGUUUAUUUUCGGGUUCUUAGAAUAAAAGACCAAACUGAAUUAAAUAUUAAGACAUUUA
Molecule: messenger RNA, 1508 nt
Organism: Anopheles gambiae (African malaria mosquito)
Lineage: Eukaryota; Metazoa; Arthropoda; Insecta; Diptera; Culicidae
Exons: 2
Coding region: 344-1369 (341 amino acids)
Source: RefSeq, a predicted model, not a curated record